AUGACCAAGGUAGACCACGGACUCGCCUCCUCCCGGCGCAAGUCGCGCAAGGCGCACUUCAGCGCGGGCUCAACCCAGCGCCGCUCCAUCAUGAGCGCUCCCCUCUCUAAGGAGCUCCGCGAGAAGCACAAUGUCCGAUCCAUCCCCAUCCGCAAGGACGACGAAGUCACCAUCGUGCGCGGCUCCAACAAGGGCCGCGAGGGCAAGGUCACCGCCGUCUACCGCCUCAAGUACCUCAUCCAAAUCGAGCGUGUCACCCGCGAAAAGUCCAACGGCCAGAGCGUGCCCGUCGGCGUCGCCCCCUCCAAAGUCGUCAUCACCAAGCUCAAGACCGACAAGGAUCGCGAGAAGAUCCUCGAGCGUGUCGGCAAGGGCCGUGAGUUCCACAAGGAGCGUCGUGAGAAGGCCGCGGAGAAAUAA
Messenger RNA from Cyphellophora europaea CBS 101466, 420 nucleotides. Its product is annotated as ribosomal protein L24. Lineage: Eukaryota; Fungi; Ascomycota; Eurotiomycetes; Chaetothyriales; Cyphellophoraceae. Gene Ontology annotation, cellular component: cytosolic large ribosomal subunit; ribosome. The record is from RefSeq and is a predicted model, not a curated record. Gene Ontology annotation, biological process: cytoplasmic translation; ribosomal large subunit biogenesis. The transcript has 3 exons. The coding region runs from base 1 to 420 and encodes 139 amino acids. Gene Ontology annotation, molecular function: RNA binding; structural constituent of ribosome.